This is a messenger RNA of Ceutorhynchus assimilis (cabbage seed weevil), 5607 nucleotides long. The record is from the annotation of a GenBank genome assembly. NCBI's taxonomy places the organism in Eukaryota, Metazoa, Arthropoda, Insecta, Coleoptera, Curculionidae.
GCUUGCAAUUGUGACCCCAACGGCUCUAAAUAUUCCUCAUGUGAUCCCGCAAAUGGUAACUGUAUCUGCAAAGCGCAUUAUGAAGGCAGAAGUUGUGAUGUUUGCAAGCCUGGCUACUGGAAAACCCUGAAAAAAGACUGUAUAAAAUGCCACUGCAACGAAAUCGGUUCAAUAGACAGCAUUUGCAAUCAGGAAACUGGACAGUGUAACUGCAGACCUGGAGUCACUGCCCAAAAUUGCGAUCAGUGCCUUCCCGAUUACUAUGGAACUGUAGAAACUGGAUGCAUACAAUGUGAACCCUGCUAUAGAAAAGGGCACGUGUGUGGUAAAGGUGGCAAAUGUCUGUGUCCACCCCUAUCCAUCGGCAAAGAAUGUGAACGUUGUGCUUUGAACUCGUGGGGCUACGAACCUUUGAUAGGCUGCAAGGCUUGUAAUUGCUCCCAAUCUGGCUCCAAUUCCUUACAAUGUGACAAAAUUUCUGGAAAUUGUUCGUGUAAACUCGGCUAUGAAGAUACUAGAUGCGACAGGUGUGCUUUUGGAUAUUACGGAUAUCCAAAUUGCAGAAAAUGUUUAUGUCAUUCUAUCGGUACUCUGGAGAGUGAAUGUCAAAAUGGGGAUUGUCAAUGCAACGAGAAUGGUAGCUGCAAUUGUAAGGAAAACGUCAAAGGUUCAAAAUGUAACAUUUGCAAAAAUGGCACUUUUGGACUUUCCAAGGAAAACCUAAAAGGAUGCAAACAAUGCUUUUGUUUCGGAAGAAGUAACCAAUGCGUGGAUACAAAGUAUAAUUGGGACAAAAUCCGUUAUGAAAAAUUGGACAAUACCAUUGAGAAUAAUGAACCAAUCAGUUCUGACACAAUCAGCCUCCCAAAACAAUUCAUGGGCGAUCUUACCACAUCGUACGAUGGUUACCUAAGUGUUAACGGUUCUGGAGGACGGUUUAGUGUCUUUUUAACGGGUAACGGCGUGUCGCUCAAAUCUGAUAUCAGCUCCAAUGAAUUGAGACUGAACGAAAAACACUGGAGAGUCACUUCUGGAAAUAUUCUACCAAGCUGUCAAAUUUCGUUAACCAGAGAGUGUCUUUUGUUAGCAUUGCAAAAAAUUACUUCUAUAGUUAUCCAGGGACAAGAUAUGGAAAUCUUUGAAGUUCUUUUGGAUUCAGCUAAACCGUACAUCCCUUAUAACCGCACAAGUCACUCGAUAGAAAAGUGCGACUGUACUCCAGAAUUUACAGGAUUGUCAUGUCAGGAUCCAAAUAACGGCUAUUAUCGAUAUUUCCCGACGGAAUACGAAGUCACUCAAACCCCAUGGAUUGAUAAUGUAAUCGGUAUCGCCAAACCGUGCGAUUGUAAUGGAAGAAGCCGCGAUUGUGAUCCAGACACUGGAUAUUGUCAGAAUUGCUCAAACAACACUGCUGGUUUCCAUUGUGAACUUUGUGAUACUGGAUUUUACCAAGAUUUCACUGGCAAUUGUCAACCAUGUUUGUGUCCCUCAGAGCAGGAAAACAAUGCGGAAAGUUGCGUUGCCAAGAAGCACGGAUUUAUUUGUCAUUGUAAAACUGGCUAUACGGGUACUAAAUGUGAACUGUGUCAAGACAGCUUCUAUCGAGACUCCACCAAUAAAUGUGUUCCAUGUAGUUGUAACUUUUAUGGUAGCUACUCGAGUGUGUGUGACAUCCAUGGAAUGUGCAAUUGCAAGCCCGGCUUUCACGGAGAUAAAUGCAGUCAAUGCAAAAAUCCGAGGGAAUUUAUUAAAGAAGGUUCUUGUACAGCGUGUGAUGAAUGUACACAAAUUUUAUUCCAAGAUAUUGAUCGAUUAACGAAAUCUUUGGAAGAUGUUCAAGAUUUGUUCAAAGAUGGUCUUAGUCCUCCAUGGAAAGUUCUAGAUGGGCUUAGGACGAAAUUCAAAAUGCUCCAUAAUAAUUUCACUUACACAUUUGAUGGAGCUAAUAAGUUAUUAAAAAAAGGCAAUAUUGAUGAAAUGGAAAAUUCCAUAUUUAAUAUGGUAAAUAAAGUUGAAGAAUUUGAAAAAGAUAUUGAUGGAGGUUUUAAUGAAAUUAUCAAGCAACAGAAAGAAAUCGAUAUUUUUCGUGAUGAACUAAAAAGGUUACAUGAAGAUAUAAAUGACCUGAUUGACAGAUUAAGAAAUUUUGGCAAAAAGCAUGUUGAUAUUGAAGCAGCUGUAGGACAAGCUAAUAGCCUUCUUAAAGAAAUUAGAGAAAAUAUCCAACGGAAAGUCUUAGAAAUGGAAAACUAUAGCAACCCAAUAUUUGAUUAUUGCAAAAAAAUCAGCAAAGAAGUUUAUAGUUAUUUUGAUGAGCCACUAGAACUACCAUUUGAUGAUUUGGAUAAAAUCAACGAAAAACUAGAGGAAAUUGACUUGAUAACUAGAGAAAUAGAAGACAAAGUUGCUGUGGCUGAAUUUCAGAAUGAUCAAAACAGAAUCAACACAAAAACAUUGAGUCUAAACAUCAAAAAUCUUGACAAUACCACUAAUACUAUAAAAAACAACAUUAAAGAAACAACUGAUAAAAUAAAAUUAAUAAAUCAGAAAUUGAAAGAAUUCAAAGAAACUGUCGAAAGUAUGGAAAAUUUCGAUUUCAGUGACUCGCAGGAUUUGGAAGAAAAAUUGUAUCAGUUUGAAGAAGACAGUCCUGAUUUGGAGGAUUUAGUGCGUAGGGCAUGUGAACACGUUACAAGACUACAGAAAAGCGUGAAUGAUAGAAUCGGAGCCCUAAACUUUACAGAAGAUGAAACUAGAAAAAUUAAAACCAGCAGAGCUUAUAAUGACAUUUUAGAUGGUAUAGCCGUAGCCAAAAAUACUGCAGCUGACACCAAAGGUAUAUUAGAAGACGCUCUAAAUAUCAUGUAUCCUAGUGAUUCUGAUAGGUUGAUUGAUAAAGCAAAUUUAGCUCAUAGUCAGUCUGAUCGAUUAAAAUACCGUAUCACUAAUAUGAAGAAUAUUUCAAACUAUUUUAACUUGAAAAAACGUGAUGUAGAAGAUUUCAAAGAAGGCCUUAUAGAUAGUGGUCGUUUUAACAAUGAUCUCAACCGGCAGCUGCUCAAUUUGGAGGGGCAGAUUAUUUCCAAAGGCUAUUUGGUAGAUAAACUCCGUAAAGCCAUAGAGGAUAGUUCAAAGGUUAUAGACCAAAUGAGGCAACUAGAAAAAGAUAUUUCGGAAUUGAAUAUCACUGUGCGAUAUGACCUUUUCAACGAAAAGGAUGUUUAUUUGAUUGCAAGAAAUGAAGCUGAUAAUGAAAUCAGAAAAGCAAGAGAUUCAGUUAAUGAGGCCAUUAAAAAAGUGACACAAUUACUAGAAAACAAUAUGCAAAUCGAUGACAAUGGAAUCAAAUAUGGGCAAAUUAAGCUCAAUAAUGUAACAUCAAAAAUAGGAGAAUUGCAAAAUAAAAUUUUAUAUGCCAGACAAGCGGCUGAAUCGGUGAAUGUUGCUAUGGGUCUCUCCAACUGCUCCAUGCUUUACUCGGUGCCCCAAACCGAAGUCUUUAGAAGUCUUGCCAUAACAUUUAAAUGCGCAAAUUGUCAGUUAUUCAAAUGGGACAAUGGAGGCAUGACCAUAAGCAUUAGAAAUGGUAGUGCCAUUUUGAACUUUACCAGCGAAGAUCAGGAAGAGAACAUUAUUACUGUGCUUAGAGAGGGAGGACUGAAGAUUGAAAAGACCCUAUUUGUUGAAAGGACUGGUUCCCUGCUUCAAAUGAAAUUCGACAACGACACUAUUUGGCAAAAAAAAGGAAUCGGUAGCAGAGUCCUGGUGGUAGAUCCAAGUGAUCGCUUUCAAGUGGGAGACGGGUUUCCCACUCAAAAUAAUGCCUACAUUUAUAAAUUUGCUAUAAAUGAUAAAAAUGUUGGCUUGUGGAAAUUCGCACAGACUUUCGGAAAAUGCAAAGGACAAGCCAGAGUUAACAGCAAAGAGCUGGAUGGGGCCAGACCGUUUUACUCUGGAAACGGUUACACUAAAUACGGAUUGGGUCCACUUACGCCUGCAAGAUUUGCCAUGCGAUUCUAUUUUUCCACGUUUGACGAAAAUAGUUUGAUUUAUUUAGCACAAGAAACUGAUAAUCCAUCAGCUUUUAUUGCACUAACUUUAGAAGAUGGUCGUAUUCGUCUAGACGUAUGUCACAAUAAUGGGAAAACUGUUGUGUUAAAAACAUUGGACAAAUUCAAUGAUGGCAGAACGUACUUUGCUGAAAUCGCUAUGGAAUAUGCAAGAAAAAUACAAUAUUAUACUUUGGACACUGACAAAAAUAAACAAUCGACUAGAGAGCAGUUGGACAAUAAAGCUGUGUUUAGAAUCAAAAAAGCCAAACAUUUUCUGGGAGGCAUAGCCCCUUCAUUGGACCGAAAUUUACUAAAUAUAAAAACCACAUCGUUCCUUGGAUUCCUGAGUCACCAAGCCCAGCUUAGCAAUGAAUUGAUUGCAUCGGGAGUAACUCCAAAAACUGGAGAGCUUGAAUUGGAUAAAGCAUGGUUUAACGGUAACGGAUCCCUACAAGUCUCAAUGCCACUUUCACGAAUGAAGACGGGGCAAAAAUUGGAUGCAAUUUCUUUUAUUUUGAGACCAUUAAACGCCAACGCUGCAGUUCUGGAUAUUCAUGGUUUUGGAACGCUCACUCUAUCCAAUCGUCUUCUUCAAAUCAACCUAAUCAACGGUGAACAUUAUCUGGCAGAUAAAAGAAUGGCCCUCAACAUCAACGACUAUAAUGUUGUAUCUUUGACGUUUAAAACUGAUCUUAUUAGCCUAUCGGUUAAUGAAGAAGACGAAAUCAUUUACAGAAAACAGACUGGCAGUAUUUUCAAGGAGAAUUUGGUCGAUAUCGUUAUAGGGAGCAUCGACGGAUUUGAUUCGUUUUAUGGAGGCAUUAGCGAUAUUAGUUUAAACAAUGAAAAACUCUUAUUUAACUUCAACACGGUCAAAGAAUUUUCCAAUGUAGAAAUAGGACGCGAAAAUCCUCUCGUCAGGCCCUCAAUAACUCUAAAAUCUUACAAUCCAAUUUUUAUCAACAUGACCAAUACAAUGCAGAACACUCAAGGAUGUUCCACUACAGCCAACUAUAUAACAGAUCCCACAGCGGUGAACUUUGGAGAUCAGCCUGAUAGUUUUAUCAAAAUCCAAACGUCAUUUUGGAAAAAAGACUUCAAGUUUGAAUUUGAUUUUAGGACUUUGUACCCGAAUGGAAUGCUUUUCAUUUCUGUUGGAAGCUCCUCAAUUCCACCCUAUACCUAUUUGGAAAUAAAAGAUGGUAAGCUGACUUACCAUGUUAAAAACAAACGAAAAAUACCUAAGAAGUGGCCAUUGAUGUUUACAAAGAAAGUAAACGAUGGGCAAUGGCAUAGCAUAAGGAUAGUGAAAAAAAAUGGCAAAAAACUGAUAAUGUCGUUGGAUAAUGAGACAAAAAAACCUGUCAGAUUGCCCAAAAUCGGCCUUAAGGAAGAAAUUUAUUUUGGAAGUGUUCCUAAAGAUUAUGUCACUUCUAAAGAAUUGAACGAUAGACUUCAGCCGUUCAGAGGUUGCAUCAAUAAUUUACAAAUAAACGAAGACUCUAAACUUCUAGGAAAAAAUACAAAUGAUGUGUCCUAUAGCAAUAUUAGGCAG